Molecule: messenger RNA, 1302 nt
Organism: Cryphonectria parasitica EP155
Lineage: Eukaryota; Fungi; Ascomycota; Sordariomycetes; Diaporthales; Cryphonectriaceae
Exons: 2
Coding region: 1-1155 (384 amino acids)
Biological process (GO): regulation of DNA-templated transcription
Molecular function (GO): sequence-specific DNA binding; protein binding; zinc ion binding
Source: RefSeq, a predicted model, not a curated record
AUGUCGCAGCACACCCAAGUGCCGGGCGCGUCGACGCUGACCGAGUUCACCAAGCGGCGGAAUUGGCCUGCCAAGGUCGUCGAGGAGCUCAAGGACCUGCUGAUGAUCCUCGACCAGGACGGCCGCAUCAGGCACUGCUCCCCCAGCGUCAGCGCCCUCACAGGUUACAAGGCCGACGAGUUCAACGAGCGGCUCCUGCGCGAGUUUCUCCACCCCGACGACUCUGCACUGUUUCUAUCCGAGUUCAACGAGUGCAUCGCCACGGGCAAUACCCUGCGGCUAUUCUACAGGCUGAGGAAAAAGGACGGGGCGUAUGCCAUCUUCGAGUGCAUGGGCCAUGCACACAUUGCUGCGGCCCGCUUCGCACCCAACCCAAACAACCAGAGCCCCUUUUGCCAGGCCGUAUUCAUGAUGUCGCGGCUGUACCCAGCUGCGAACGCGCAGCUCCUAGACUCGUUUCUUGAACACAAGAUGGAGAACGAGAGGCUCAAGAGGAGGAUCACGGAGCUGAAGAGAGAAGAGGCGGCAGAGGCGGAAGAGGCCACACGAAGCUGGCGGCAGAGCCAAGACGGCCGGAGCGUUGUCGCAUCCUCAGAAGACGGGACCAAGACCAGCGUCACGGGCAGCUCCUACCGCAAUGCCGACUCGGCCGCCAUGCCACCGCCAGAGAGACCGAACCCGCUCAACAUUGCACUGACGAGGGAGAACCUAGAGGGCGUCACGGCAGGGAACGGACCCGACUCGAUCAGGGAUAAGAUGGCUCGGUACGAAGGGAUCAACACCAUCGAGAUGCUCACAGGUCUACGGUACCAGGAUGGCGAGCGGGCAAAGGGCGUCUCGACAGGCGCACGCAGCCCCACACUCAUCAAGGGAGAUGCGGGCAUUGCCAUACCAAUAGAUCGGGACCCCAGGACAGGCGAGAAGAAGAAGAAGCUCAAGGUCGCGGAGGAAUACGUCUGCACGGAUUGCGGAACCCUCGAUUCACCCGAAUGGCGAAAAGGACCUGCAGGGCCUAAGACUCUCUGCAACGCCUGCGGACUCCGGUGGGCCAAGAAAGAGAAGAAGAAGACCCAGGGCGGGAACAAUAUCGACACACCAGGUCCUGGACCAGGGGGGAUGGGUGGACUGCCCGUCAUGGACCCGGGCCAGGCCUGAUCCUUCGUUCACGACCCGUCUUCCAUUCUUCUCUCUUUUUCUCUCUUUUUGGUGGCGUGCACAUGCGCGUACGCACAGCGGCGUUUUAGGAAUAGCAUCGUGGUGUAUCAGUCGCCGUUGAUCACGGAUAGAAUCCGGCCAGAUGGC